GUUGAAACGAAUGUGACACAAGUUAUAUUGUUGGAAAUUCCAUAAAAAUUAAGCCACGUUGUUUACUAUUCUAAAAUUUUCUGUAGUAAAACAUAUAAUUUUUGCAAUAUGUUUAUUAUUUAUACAAAUAAAAAUAAUUUAAAUGGUUUAAAAUUGUUUUUAAGUAGUUUAUUUGGAAAGAAAAAUGUCGAAAUAAAAAUUGUUGAACUGACAGAGGUGUCGUCUCCAACGAAAAGGUUGCCAAUUUUAGAGUUAGAAAAUGGUACACAAAUAUUUUCACCAAAUGCAGCUUGCAAAUACUUAUUUCCAGCAAGUGAAAAAUUAAUUAGUUCUAUUGAUCAGUUAUUAGAAUGGGAGAGCACGAUUUUCUUACCAACAUUACUCAAUUCAACGAAUAAAUCAAAUAACAUAAGUUUAGAACAAUGUCUAAAGUAUUUAGAAAAUUAUUUAGAUAAAUCUUCGUUUCUUUUAAGUAAUGAUAUAACAGUAGCUGAUUUAGUACUGUUUAGCUCGAUUUAUGCUUUGUAUUUAGAUGAAGAAUUGAAAAAAAGUUACCUUAGCACAAAAGUUCAGAAUUGGAUUAAUGUAUUAUUGACUCAACCUAAUUUAAUUGAAGGAUUAAAAAAAUAUUCUUUGACGUCAUCUGCUUAUAAAACUUUAUUAACAUCGUUACCAUCGCAUGCGCUUCUCGAAGCACCCAAAACAGAUAUGCCUUCUAACAGUGGUGAUUCAAAUAAUAGUUCUCCGUCACAUCAAGCAUCUUUAGAAGUUCUUUCUUCAGAAGAAUUACAAGAAGCUAAAAAUGCUUGGCUAGAUAGUACAGACUUCAAAGUUAAAAAAGCAGUUUAUCCAGUAGUUCCUGUACCUGGCGAAAGAAAUGUUUUAAUCACAUCAGCGCUUCCAUAUGUAAAUAAUGUGCCACAUUUAGGUAAUAUUAUCGGAUGUGUACUUUCAGCUGAUGUUUUUGCAAGGUUUUCUCGACUUUGCAAUAACAAUACUUUGUUCGUGUGUGGUACGGACGAAUAUGGAACAGCAACAGAAACAAAAGCUCUUGCUGAAGGUUUGACUCCGCAACAAAUUUGUGAUAAAUACUUUCAAAUACAUAAUGAUAUUUAUCGUUGGUUUGGAAUUGGAUUUGAUUAUUUUGGACGAACAACAACACCUGAACAAACUGAAAUAUGCCAAGAAUUUUUUUUGAAAUUGAAUUCAAAUGGUUUUAUAUCAACACAAUCAGUGGAUCAAUUGUACUGCAGUAAAUGUGAUCGAUUUUUGGCGGAUCGUUUUGUGGAAGGUGGUUGCCCAAAUAUUGGAUGUAAUUAUGAGGACGCACGAGGUGAUCAAUGUGAUGGAUGUGGUAAAUUAGUAAAUGCUAUUGAAUUAAAGAAUCCUCGUUGUAAACAAUGUUCUAAUCAACCAAAGAUUAUGCAAUCUGAACAAUUUUUCUUCGAUUUACCCAAGAUUGAACCGAUGUUGAAGUUAUGGAUGAAAGGUGUUUGGGAUGGUUGGUCAUACAAUGCAAAAGUUAUUGCUAAUUCGUGGAUGAAAGAAGGUCUAAAACCUCGAUGUAUAACACGUGAUUUAAAAUGGGGUAUUCCUGUACCACUCGAGAAAUAUAAAAAGAAAGUAUUUUAUGUGUGGUUUGAUGCUCCAAUUGGUUACGUAUCAAUAACAAAACGUUAUUCGCCAACUGCUUGGAAACAAUGGUGGUGUCCUGAUCGAAAAAAAAAUCCAAAUUUAGAAGUUGAAUUAUAUCAAUUUAUGGCCAAAGAUAAUGUUCCAUUCCAUUCUGUUAUGUUUCCGGCUACUUUAUUAGCUAUUAAUGAAGGACAUACGGUUGUGAAGCAUUUAAUGGCUACAGAAUACUUGAACUACGAAGAUGGAAAAUUCUCUAAAUCACGUGGUAUUGGUGUAUUUGGAAACGAUGCUCGUGAUACUGGUAUUCCUGCGGAUGUAUGGAGAUUUUAUUUGUUGUAUGUCCGACCAGAAUCACAAGAUUCAUCAUUCAGUUGGUCGGAUUUAGCCACUAAAAAUAAUUCAGAAUUAUUAAAUAAUCUUGGUAAUUUUGUUAAUAGAGCUUUAGUAUUUUGUGAAAAAAAUUUUAAUGGAAUUGUACCAAAAAUAACUAUUGUUGAUGAUGAUGUAACUCUUCUGGCAUUAUGUAAUCGUGAAUUAAAAUCGUACAUAAAUUCAUUAUCAAAAGCACAUUUAAGAGAUGGUAUCAGACAUAUUUUGGCUAUUUCUCGGCAUGGAAAUCAAUAUAUGCAAGCAAAUCAACCUUGGGUAUUAUUAAAAGGAACUGAUGAAGAAAAAGCUCGAGCUGGUACUGUAAUUGGAUUAUGUUGUAAUUUGGCAUGUUUACUAUCGAUACUUUUACAUCCUUACAUGCCAGAAACAAGCCGUGUUAUGAAACAACAACUAAAUGCUUCCGACGAUGUAAUUCUUAUUACACCAAAUCUUCCACGAGUUCGAAAUUUAUUACCAUCAGGACACAAAAUUGGUAAACCUGCUCCAUUAUUUAGUAAAAUCGACUUAGCACGUGUGGAAGAAUUAAAAUCGAAAUACGGAGGUGUACAAAAUGAGGAACCUUCAACGGAAACUAAAUCGAAAAAUGCAUUAGUAAAUGAUUUUGAAAUAGUUAUUAAGAAACAAGAAGAUAAAAUUAACUCCAUGAAAUCUAAAAAUGCGACACAAUCUGAUUUACAAACAGAACUAUUGAAACUUAACGAAUUUAAAAAACAAUUGAAAGAUAUUAAAAAGGGAAAUGUUCCUAAAAAUUUAAAGAAUGGUAAUAAUGAAGGAGCAAUGGUAAAUGGAGAUAUUAAAUCAGCCCCUGUUGCGACAUCUGUUGAUGAGGGAUUAAUUAAAGAAAUUGAAACGAAAAUCACGCAACAGGGUGAAUUAGUACGAUCUUUAAAAUCAAGUGGUGCAGAAAAAUCGGUAUGGGAACCUGAAGUUAAAAAAUUAUUGGAAUUGAAAUCACAACUAUUGGCUGCUGGUGGAACUCCAGCACCUGCGCCUGCACCAGGAAAGUCAAAGAAAUCUAAGAAAUAAUUUAUUGAUAUUGUUCAAAAGAGUUAGAUGAAUUUUAUAUUUGAGAGGUGAACGGUGGACACAAUGAGACGUAAAGAGAUUGUAAUUUAUAUUUUGAUCUCUUAAAUAAUCCAUUAUAAAUAUUUCGUAAUUAUUUAUAAUUUAUACAAAACUAAUUUAUUUAUUAGCAAUUAAGUUCAUCAUUUUAAUUUAUUACUUUUUCAAGUAUUGUACGAAAUAAGUGUAAUGUCUAAAUUAUUAUCAAUAAAUGUUUCGUUUUUAUGACUA
This is a messenger RNA of Chrysoperla carnea, 3318 nucleotides long. RefSeq names its product methionine--tRNA ligase, cytoplasmic (gene MetRS). The coding region runs from base 109 to 3051 and encodes 980 amino acids. The record is from RefSeq and is a predicted model, not a curated record. Gene Ontology annotation, molecular function: methionine-tRNA ligase activity; ATP binding. Gene Ontology annotation, biological process: methionyl-tRNA aminoacylation. Gene Ontology annotation, cellular component: cytosol; aminoacyl-tRNA synthetase multienzyme complex. NCBI's taxonomy places the organism in Eukaryota, Metazoa, Arthropoda, Insecta, Neuroptera, Chrysopidae. The transcript has 11 exons.